AUGCGUGCUUUUGAAAAUCAAUUAAGUGAUCAUAUGCCAGUGAUCGAAUGUUCGAUUGCAGGUUCACGUAUCGUCGGUAGAUUGACAGUUGGCAACACCAAGGGUUUGCUCCUCCCAAAUACCUGUACCGAUCAAGAACUUUUACAGAUCCGUAACUCUCUCCCAGACAGUGUCGUUGUACAACGUGUUGAAGAGCGUUUCUCUGCACUCGGCAACUGUAUUGCCGUCAAUGAUCACGUUGCUCUCAUCCAUCCAGAUCUCGAUCGUGAGACUGAAGAAAUCAUAGCCGAUGUCCUCGGCGUCGAAGUUUUCCGUCAAACCAUCCACGGCAACGUCCUCGUCGGAACAUACUGCGCACUCUCUAACCAAGGUGCCCUCGUCCAUCCAAUGACCACUAUCGAUGACCAAGAUGAAAUCUCAUCGCUCCUCCAAGUACCACUCGUCGCCGGUACCAUCAACCGUGGUAACGAAUGCAUAUCUGCCGGUUUGGUCGUCAACGAUUGGACCGCCUUUGUCGGUGCCGAUACCACCGCCACUGAAAUCUCUGUCAUUGAAAAUAUCUUCCGUCUCCAACCACACGCUCCAUCUCAUCUUAUCAAUCAAAUUAGAGAUUCUGUAAUUGAUAAUUUAUAA
Cavenderia fasciculata is the source of this 633-nucleotide messenger RNA. It is a transcript of the gene eIF6, whose product is annotated as eukaryotic translation initiation factor 6. Gene Ontology annotation, biological process: ribosomal subunit export from nucleus; cytosolic ribosome assembly; maturation of LSU-rRNA. Gene Ontology annotation, molecular function: ribosomal large subunit binding. The transcript has a single exon. Bases 1 to 633 code for a protein of 210 amino acids. NCBI's taxonomy places the organism in Eukaryota, Evosea, Eumycetozoa, Acytosteliales, Cavenderiaceae. Gene Ontology annotation, cellular component: nucleolus; preribosome, large subunit precursor; cytosol. The record is from RefSeq and is a predicted model, not a curated record.